CGAUGUUGACUCAGUAAAUAUCACGGGCCAGCGGCCUAUCAAAUAAUUUCCUGUGUUUUAAGUCCCGGAAAGUACGAGUUUCUUUCUUUUCAAUCUUCAACCAAAAUCCAAGAUGAUUUCUAAAUGCUGAUGCCUACGAAACGCUGAGCGCUCGUUUACGAAGAAUACGCAAGAACAUCAGAACAUGUUUUGUUGCUCUGUAAACCCGCGUGAAGCAAGUGACGUUAUCCUCGAAGAAAAACAACCGACGAAAACUAUGCUGUUACAGGUUUUGAUUAUUAUUUAACACCCAGAUUGUUGCAAUUCGAACGAGCGAAAACCAUUAGGUGCACCAUAGGGGAAAUCCCACAUCCUACGCGCACUAAACAUGUACUGGUAACCUUUGCAUCAUUUUAUAUGGUCCAAGAAUUUCUGGGUGGAAACGAGUCGAUACCUCAGUCACAUGCAUUUAUGACCAGCACGUGCCAAGGGCUUGGCGAUUUGUAAACAGGAACAAACCAGUAGAUAUGUAGUGCCGGUGAUCGUGACUUAGUAGCCUGCAGACAGGAGAGGUAGACACCGAUCAAACGGCCCGAUUACACAAAGUGUCUACAGUAUAACCAGUCUACGCAUUCUUAGAAGUUUCUGAGGGGAAGUCAAUUUCAAUAUCAACUUCAAAGAUGACACCAAGCAAUGAAAGCCUUUCCAAUAUACUGAUAGGAAGGAUAUGCAUCAUCAAUACAUUACUUCAAGUUGUCCUUGCCAUAAUGUCCAUAUUGACCACAAUAGGAAACCUCCUGGUUAUUGUGACUAUUUAUAGGAACCCGCGCAGCGAACAAAGGACCGUUUCCAACUAUCUCGUGGUGAACCUUGCUGUUGCUGAUUUGAUGAUCGGUCUCUUGGGUGAAUUACUUUUAAUGAUCAGCUAUUCGGUGCCGAAAGAUGUUCAUGAGGAGUUAGCGUAUACUUUGAUGACCGCAGUUGGAAUGGUGCUCACCUCAGCACUUUGCCUUUCAAGUGGAACAAUCCUCUCUCUUACAAUAGAGAGAUACCUUUCCUUGCAGAUGCCACUAUGGCGAGAGAAGCUGUUUACUGGUUUACCUUUGAAGCGCCGAAUUUUUUUAAUUUGGAUUUUUGGUUUAGUUUUCGGCUUUUUUCCGAAUCUUUUUGGAAACGCGAAUAUGACAGAAUGGUUUCAUUGCGUGCUUUGUGAGUUUGUAACACUUGUUAUAAUCAUUUUGUACAUGCGCAUGUUCAUAAUCAUCCGAAAUUUCAACAAGCAUCUUCUAAUACAAGGAAUUCAACAGUCACUCGUGCAACCUGGACAUGAGUACAUUACAGCAAAAAGACGAGAACACUUAUUUGCCAAAGCCACCUUUCUAUUUGUUGGAGCAUAUGUAAUGUGUUACCUUCCUUAUGCUAUCACCAUUCACAUCAGUUUAUUCUAUGACAGCCUGUCAAUGGCAGGUACCCUAGAAAAUGGCUUAUUUGUACUUAUGCUGUUAAACUCCGCUCUCAAUCCAGUUUUGUACACAUUUACAAUGCCACAUUACCGACGCGAAGUUAAAAAGAUUCUUGAAAGCGUAAAGAGGUCCGUUUUGUCUCUUUGUAGUUAGAAUAUAUAAUUUUAUGGGCCUAGUUAUUCAAAGGCCGAUUAGCGCUAACCCAAUUUCAAUCAGGGUUUCUUUAUUCCUUUAUUCAAAAGCUUUUUUUUUUUUUGGAUAAGUUUAUCUAUUCUGUUUAAAGCAUUCAAUCACCAAAUUGUAAAAAAAAAAAAAUAAUUGUACUGAAUUCUUCUAAAUCCGUCAUAUGUGAAGUCAGAUUUCACGCUAACCCUUUGUUAGCUUACCCCAGCUUUGAACUAUGGACUUUGAACCAUGGGCUAUGGAGUUUAAUCCUUCGUUUUGGCUUUGGCCUCUUCUUUUUUUUUCUUUCCGAAUUAGGCUUAAUUCACGCUCUCUUCAUGAGAGAUCAAAACCAGUUAAGCCGCCUUCCCUACGAACGCCCUUUUCAAUGUUCACUAAAUUGAUAAAUGAUGUAUUUCAGUACAACCGACUUCAAAAUGAAGGUAAUCACUGAACGCGCUGCACGAAACCUAUCUCAAAAUCAUCUAGUUUGAGUUGGCAUCAGCACAAUGCUCUGGCCUAAAUCUAUUCAUUCCAAUACUGAACAUUGAAGCCCUUAAAAAGAGUUUUCGGUACAGAGGUGCAUGCUUUUACUUGGAACAGUCCUACAUACGAGGCUGAGCAGGCUAGUAGUUUAAACAAUUUUUAUGCAAUAAUAAAUUUGAGAAGAUU
Messenger RNA from Stylophora pistillata, 2276 nucleotides. RefSeq names its product adenosine receptor A2b-like. Gene Ontology annotation, cellular component: plasma membrane. Gene Ontology annotation, biological process: G protein-coupled receptor signaling pathway. Gene Ontology annotation, molecular function: G protein-coupled receptor activity. The record is from RefSeq and is a predicted model, not a curated record. NCBI's taxonomy places the organism in Eukaryota, Metazoa, Cnidaria, Anthozoa, Scleractinia, Pocilloporidae.